This is a messenger RNA of Branchiostoma belcheri (Belcher's lancelet), 1490 nucleotides long. Its product is annotated as NXPE family member 1-like. Lineage: Eukaryota; Metazoa; Chordata; Leptocardii; Amphioxiformes; Branchiostomatidae. Bases 1 to 1392 code for a protein of 463 amino acids. The transcript has 5 exons. The record is from RefSeq and is a predicted model, not a curated record.
AUGCAGUUAGUUCCAAACAGCGGUCCUGUGGUUCAGUCGGACGCCGUCCUGUCGCGGCUCUGGCACCAUCAACAGAACGGCUCUGUAGAUUACGAACGGGUCACUAAGUCCGAAAACUUCGUCAUCAGCGUCGUCAACCCUCGGCCCUGGUAUCGCGUCGGACGUCACCUGUCCAUCAAGAUCGUUGCCAUGGAUACGAGAGGACGACCGAAGACGUACGGAGGGGAUUUUAUCCGAGCUAAGGUGUACAGCCGAUCCCCUGUACAGGCUAGCACGUCUGGUAAAAUCACCUACUUCGGAAACGGGACCUACGUGGCGAACUUCUUCCUUAGUUUCCCGGGAGAACUCUCGGUGGCGGUCAAGUUGGUACAUUCCAGCGAAGCCGUGCAGGUCUUGAGAAGAUUGCAGGACAUUUCCGUUGUCAGACGCAUCAUGGUUUGUGGCUUCCAGGAGGAAAACAGCGACGUCACUGAGUGGAUGCAGUGUUCCAAUACCCCCCAACAGAGCCUCAGUUUGCGCGAUGUGUGCGACUUUUCCAAACCGCGUCUGAACGCGUCGUUCUACUGCCAACGCCCGAGGGAGAGUUCCUGCAAGUCUUUCCUGGGCUGUCACCGUGACCACGUCAGCACAUUGGAGAUGCACGAUAAGAUAGCGACUGAGGAGGAAAAAAGGCUGUUUCCCAGAGAUCGGGAUUUACUAGAAGAGAUACCACGUAACAUCAGUCUUCAGGUGAAAGGAAAGCGCCGUUUGCGGAAAAUGCAGGGAAAACGGUUGCCCCUUUGCGGCCCUCGGUUGCCCCAGACGGCGUCGGAAGGCUACUGGUUCAACGGGACUUGGACCUCGCUGCGAUGCCAGGCGCGAAGAUUUCGUACCAUCGAGUCGGUCGCCGGAUGCCUGCAGAACAAGACUCUAUACACCCUCAUGAAACUCCUUCCUCUUCAACCACGAAACCAGAUGCCACUGAUGAACGGAAACGACAUGGGUUACGUCGCGGAAGAAUUAGACGGCAUCGCCGGUGGACGAGACGUUGUCAUCCUCCUAACUCUGUGGGCUCACUUCAUGGCCGAGCCCAUUCUGACGUUCCGAUCGCGGCUUUACGGCAUUCGACACGCCAUACAGCGACUCCACAGCCUCUAUCCAGACACUACAGUCAUCUGGAGAACCCCCAACACCGGGCACCACCAUCAGUUCCAACACUUCGUGGAGAAUGGCGACUGGUACGCCUAUCAGCUGUUUGAUAUAGUCUAUGAAAUCCUCGGAGAUCUCAACAUUUCCAUCAUCAACGUCAGAGACAUGUCGGAAUCUAUGUGGCACGAUGACGACAUGCAUCCGCCUAAUGACGUCAUCGAGAACCACAUCGACCUGGUACUAUCGCACAUCUGUCCGGUGUAAAUGACACUGUCAGAGAGAGAAUGGUUUAUUCCACAUAAAAAAACCUUUGCAGCACAAGUGCUGAAUUGCGGUUUCCUUACACAAAUACGUAGUUUAAU